UGAACAGUUUCAAUUAAUACCAAUUCCAUGAACAUUAAAUAUAUUAAUUCAGUUUCCAAACAAAAGUUUACCAGAGUUACAGUUAAAAGUAUCUUCUAACUUUACCUACUAUUCUGUGAUUUUUUUCAACAUUUUUUGCUCAAUUCGAGCUAAGUAGCCAAAAGGAAUUGUAUCAAAUUAUCAACGGAAAAGUGAUAAUCCAAUCAACUGACAAAAAUACAUUUUCAUUAAAUAACAAUUAAAUUAAUUGUUGGUAACCAAAAAAAGGAUUAAACAAUUAAACAAAAAAACGAUGAAGAUCAUCUUGUUAAUCACUAUUUUUUCAACCUUCUAUUUGGAUCAAGCUUUAUCAGCCUACACAAGGGAGAAAAGGUUGAUUCGUUAUCCUUUCCCUGGGCCUCGGGCUGAUGCAGUUCGUGAUGAGAAUGCUGAAGCUUAUGGUGCAGCAUCGGCAGGUCCACUUUCACCUCGAGUUAAACGGAAGCCACAAUACGAGGAGCUUAUUGAUGAUUAUUCAAAGGAAACUUAUUCCCAACCUGCCGGACGAUCUAAUGCCAGGUCAUCUUCAUCUGGAUCACCAGCAUCUUCUUCAGCCGCUCAAACUUACCGACCAACCGUAGCCGAUCCUUAUGCCGAACAGCCUUACCGAUCAUCUCAACCUUCCGCUUAUUCAUCAUCGUCAGCUUCCGGUUCCCCUGAUUCUCGUUACCAAUCAGCUGGUUUUGCUUCAAGAUCUUCCGGUGAAUCGUAUGAAUCAACUAACCAGAAACAAGGUAAAAGCAAGGAAGAGGCUGAAGAGGAAAAGAAACCAAGCCGAUUAGAGCUUCUUUUGGGUCAAUCUAAAUUCACUUGUAAUGGUAAAAAGGACGGUUAUUAUGCCGACGCUUCUGUGGCCUGUCAAGUUUUCCAUUAUUGUGUUGGUGGUGCUAAACACUCAUGGCAAUGUCCCGAAGGAACCGUUUUCCAUCAAGUACACUUGAACUGUGUCCCCGCCAGUCAAGACAUUUGCGAUCAAUCUGAGAAAUUUUUCGUCGUCAAUGAAUAUCUUCACAAGCCAAUCGACAAUGGAGGACCAAACAAUAGUGUUCGAUACCAUCAAAGAUACUAUCCAGAAGAAUUCCUUGGUGAUCCAUUAGCCGCUGCUUUCCCCGCUGGUUCAGCUCAAUCUUAUCCCGCUAAGCCCGUUCCUGUUAGCAAUGGCGGUGCUGGUUCAUCUGCUCCUCGAGCUCCCCAAGGAAGUUACUCUGGUUCAUACGAAGAUGAUUACAGUGGAGAGGAUAAUCGACAAUCUUCACCUUACCGAUCACCUCAACCCGCUGCCCAACCACCUCGUCCAUCAGCUCCACGAAAUCAACCCAAUUAUGGCCCAUACUCACCAAAACCCAAGCCACAAGGACCACCACCGCCACCACCCCAACAACCAUCAUACACUUUCUCAGCUAAACCCUAUUCAGGAUCAGGAUAUGGUUCUAAUCCAUCUCGACCUUCAUACGCCAAUGAAGAUGGUCCAAAUGAACGAUCAUCCUCAUCCUCAUCAUCAUCAUCAUCAUCACCUUAUCGACCAACACCUUCACCUUAUUCAGGAUCAACUCGACCCUAUUCUGGAUACUCUGUUGGUCCAUCAUCUCCACCCUAUGCUUCACCCGCUCCCUCAUCAAAUUACUCACCAUACAAACCAGUAACCCUUUCAAGCUCAUCACCCAACUAUGGAUACUCACGAUCAUCACCUUCCCCAUCAUCAGUCUCACCCUCAUCAGCAUACAAUCCAAAACCAAACGCAGUGCCACCCUACUCAUCAUACCCACCAUCAUACUCACCCUACUCAUCAAACGCUUAUGGUUCAUCAGCCGCCUCAGAACGAAACGUUAGACCUUCAUCCUAUGACCCCCGAGGCUAUUCAGCCACAUCAAACAAACCAUAUGGUUACAGUGGUGUCACUUAUGAGGAAGAUUAUUAAUCAUCUGCUUCAUCAAAGUCAAUCCAUCUCUUCAUUAUCACAUCUCUUCAUCAUCCUCAUCCUCAUCUUCAUCCAGCCAAGUCAUCAAAUUAAAUCAUUAUCACCUCAAUCACAUCUCAUUUUCCCGAAUAGAUUAAUCAAAAUCUUCAGUUAAAAUUUUUGUACAAUCUUAAAUUACCUGAAGACAAUUAACAACUCUAAAUCUCUAUAAAUUAAGCCUUCAUCUCUAAACACUUUUUUUGUAUCAUCUUAAACAUUAUCAAAAUCAAAUACUAAUGAUGAAAAUAAUGUUUCAUAAUAACUUAUAUACUUUUUUAAUUGUAAUUGUAAACCAUUAAAACUUUCCUCUCUCUCUCUCUCUCUCUCUCUGUAAACAAUUAACAAACAGCAAACCAAUUAAUCCAAAUGUAACUUCAUGAUAUAUCUUGUAAAUGCAAGGAUAUAAUUUAAUGAAAAGUUAAUUUUGUAUCAACCUCACCAACUCAACAAUUAGUAAAAUUUAAAUAAUCAAUCUAAAAGUUAAUUGUAAGAAAAUUUCUCGAAACAAUUAAAGUAAGUAACACCAUCUA
This is a messenger RNA of Panonychus citri (citrus red mite), 2526 nucleotides long. RefSeq lists its product as uncharacterized. NCBI's taxonomy places the organism in Eukaryota, Metazoa, Arthropoda, Arachnida, Trombidiformes, Tetranychidae. Gene Ontology annotation, cellular component: extracellular region. The coding region runs from base 293 to 1957 and encodes 554 amino acids. The record is from RefSeq and is a predicted model, not a curated record. The transcript has 5 exons. Gene Ontology annotation, molecular function: chitin binding.